Molecule: messenger RNA, 885 nt
Organism: Pseudovirgaria hyperparasitica
Lineage: Eukaryota; Fungi; Ascomycota; Dothideomycetes; Acrospermales; Acrospermaceae
Product: mitochondrial F1F0-ATP synthase-like protein g subunit
Exons: 3
Coding region: 35-640 (201 amino acids)
Biological process (GO): proton motive force-driven ATP synthesis
Molecular function (GO): proton transmembrane transporter activity
Source: RefSeq, a predicted model, not a curated record
CCACCUCAACCCACACCAUCCCCUCUCCUCUAAAAUGCCACUGCACGCAUCUCGCGCAGUGCUGAGACAAUCACGUUUUGUGAUCCGUCGCCCUGCCUUGCGCAAUGCGUCCUCAACCUCCGAAGCUGCCGGCAAUGCGGCCAAUGCUGUCAAAGAGAAGGGCGCUGAAGUAAAGAGCAAGGCCUCGGAGGGCUUGUCCAAAGUCCAAUCUUCCGCUUCGAAUGUAGUGAGCCAGGCUAGCAGUGCAGCUGAUGCCGCAGUGGCAAAGACCAGUGGAACAAUUGGCUUUGUAUCUUCCUUGAUACCUCGCGUAGUUUACUAUGGAAGAGUCGGACUGGAGCUUGGGAAGAUCAUGUUUGAGCAAAGGAGCAUGAACCCACCAUCAUUGCAGACAUUCCAGUCAUAUUACCAAAAUGCCAUCAACAGUAUCCGCGGCGGAUCGAUCAAGAACGCUGCACCCAGCGCACAAUCUUUCCAACCUAGCAACAUACUUGGUCAGAUCAGGAGCAUGAGUCACGCACAGUACGCCUCAGCGGGUGUAAUUGCAGCGGAGGUAAUAGGCUUCUUUACUAUUGGCGAGAUAAUUGGAAGAAUGAAACUCGUCGGCUACAGGGGCGGGAAACAUGGCGAGGGCCAUUAGAUACACAGACAUGCACGCAUGAGAGCGGAUCAUUGUCGUAAAAAUGAGAUGGAUACACCUUACUCGAGGGCAAUGGACAGAGACCCUGUACAUCCCGGACUUUUUGUUCUGUUCUCUCAGUGCGCUCGUGUCUGUAUGCAUCGUACAUACAGCCUCUUAGAUCCCCCUGUGUCACUGUACAUGUAGGAAGUUUAUCAAAUACAUAGUUAUUACAGAGAAUGUGCAAACACUGACUAUGAAUGAGC